Messenger RNA from Cottoperca gobio, 2493 nucleotides. RefSeq names its product golgi reassembly stacking protein 1a (gene gorasp1a). Gene Ontology annotation, molecular function: protein binding. The record is from RefSeq and is a predicted model, not a curated record. Gene Ontology annotation, cellular component: Golgi apparatus. The transcript is spliced from 9 exons. The coding region runs from base 88 to 1473 and encodes 461 amino acids. NCBI's taxonomy places the organism in Eukaryota, Metazoa, Chordata, Actinopteri, Perciformes, Bovichtidae. Gene Ontology annotation, biological process: Golgi organization.
AUGGCCGCGGACACUCAACCGUAAUCAUUCUCUCACACUUGUUAUUUUCUGAUGUCAUUAGCUCAUAUUUGAAAGUUCCUGACAGAAAUGGGGUUAUCACAGAGUUCAGAAGUAUCCGAAGGAGGAACCUAUGGAUACCAUGUGCAUGGCGUGCAGCCAAAUUCCCCUGCGGAAAUGGCCGGACUGCAGCCCUUCUUCGACUUCAUUCUGUCUCUGGACAACAAAAGACUUAAUGAGGAGAAUGACCUGCUGAAGGAGCUUCUGAAAGCCAACGUGGAGAGAGCAGUGAUGAUGGUGGUGUACAGCACUAAAACCACAAGCAUCCGUGAGGUGGAGGUGAUGCCCAGUAACAUGUGGGGGGGACAGGGCCUGCUGGGUGCCAGUGUUCGCUUCUGCAGCUACCAAGGAGCCAAUGAGAAUGUCUGGCACGUUCUGGAUGUGGAAGCCAGUUCACCUGCUGCAUUGGCAGAGCUUCAGGCACACAGUGACUACAUCGUGGGAGCAGAUCAAGUGUUGCAGGAUUCAGAAGACUUCUUCUCGCUGAUCGAGGCCCAUGAAGGGAAGCCCCUGAAGCUGCUGGUGUACAACACACAAACAGAUGCCUGCAGAGAGGUGGUGGUCACACCAAAUGGAGCGUGGGGCGGAGAGGGCAGUUUGGGUUGUGGCAUUGGUUACGGCUACUUGCACCGAAUCCCAAUAAAUUCUGAUGUGUCGCCGGAAGAGCCUCCCACCCCUGCUCCUGGGGAGGAGCCCUCUCCAGAACUGCCUACCCAUGGAUUCACAGAGGCACCUUUGAUGGCACCUUCAAGUCCAAGUGAAGAUGUGUUAGACCUGGAGCAGGUCACCCUCCAGGAGGCUCCUCUGCCUCCACCCGUCCAGAGGGUCAUGGACCCUGGUUUCUCAGACUCUGAAGUGGCAGUGGUUAACCCUAACCCUGCAGAUUUGGCAGACAGACUGGAUCUGUCCGUGUCGUCUAUCGACAUGACAAACAAUUUGCUGGCAAUGCACGAGGAGAAGGACGGUGAAAUCUCUGGUGUUGAGGAUCUGGAGGACAGUGUGCUGCUUUCAUCGUCAGCAGACAGCCAGACUGACGGACAAGAGCUGAGCUCCCAGGCCGCCAUGGACCUCUCCGCUGCUCUCGCUUCCACUGACACUUUGUCUGAUUCAGCUGAACCUUCUCACCUGGUCACAGAGUCCACACCUGGCUCUCUGUGUGAAGCUAGCGAUAGCCAAAGUCCCCCUAUGUGUGAGUCGUCUCUCCCUGUAGAGUCCCCAGAUCCUCCUGCUGAGCCCUCUGUCCCAGCUGAAGAGCCUCCCCCGUCUCCUGUCGACCACCUCCAGGACGAUUCUCCUGCAACAGAGCCAGCGGAGGAGCCUGCAGAGCCUCUGGACGUGGCUCCUGCUCACCACUGCAGCCAUGAGAGUCAUGAGAGUCAUGAGGAGGAUCCAGAGGAAGAGCCGCCUCUCGAGUAAGCUUGCGUCAAAUGCAAAGUGAUGUUGACAAUCACUGGGGCUUUUUAAAGAAACACUGUAUAGUUAAAAUACAGGACAGACAGAGAGAAACACUGUCUGAUUUUAUACCAUAGUCUUUCAAUCCUUCAUCAAGUUAGUUACAAUACAGAAACCAGCUAAAGCUUUAGCAUAUUAGUAGAAAAAAAAUACUAUAUCCUAUUUGUUUUAUAUGUGUGGGAAUUUAAAGUUACUGCUAAUUUGUACACCAAGAAGGUCAUAAUGCCAUCAACAUGUUUCCAUGCUUCGGUGCAAAAUCAGAUUAUACGGGUGACAAGACUUUGCUUCUAGUGAAUGAAUACUUGAACACUUCCAAAGGCAAACGCAAACAUUUACUACAGCAAAGCACAGCCGCACCUUAAUAUCCAAAACACUAUCCAACGUUUUAAAGCUACCAGACAAGUUGUGCUACAUCUGUUGUGUUUUAAAGAAGCAAAUGAUUCCCAAGUAAAAAAAAUAAUUAAAAAAAGGUAUAAGAUUAUAAGAGGGAAACUCUACAGUACUUUGGCCCAUGUAUUGGAUAUUUAAGUGUUUGUAUGACGGAAAUAUUUGUGCACAAAAGUCAAAAGUACAUUUACUCCAGAUUUGAUGAGGUCAGUAUGUUAAGUCUUCGCUGGAAUCAUGUAUCCACAUGUCAUUCUACUCUAUUCUUACUUUAUAAUUUUUGUGAUCUAUGCAACAGUGGACAAGUACUGAUAAUGUGUAAUUCCAGUAGAUGAACUUUCAUAUACACUAUGUAAGACGUCUGGUCACAGUGAUGCUGCUGUUGAUUAAUUAUUUUCUGUCUUUAUAGGGAGCUUCUUAAAAGAUUUACACUUUCAUAGUAGGUGCUAGUGUGUAAAAUAAGGAAAAGUAUUUUUGCAGAUAUUUUAUCAAUUAAUUGUAUGUUUUAUUAGGAAUGAGUGCAGAAUCUUUUGAUGAAUGUGAAAUGGGUGAAUCUUUGAUGGUUAAACAAUCAUAUCACUUUAAAAAAAAGAAAAGAAA